CUUUAGGAGAACCGCAGGGUCUGCUGGGGCCCCAAACCCUGGUCCUGGAGAACCGCAGGGUCUGCUGGAGCCCCAAACCCUGGUCCUGGAGAACCGCAGGGUCUGCUGGGGCCCCCCUCCAAGGCGGCCAUGGAGAGACGUGGGCGGACAGACGGACAGACGGAACAGCUCUGAGCCACUUUACUGGCUUCCUGACAGCUGACAAGAUGGUUGUCUAUCUGUCUGUCUGUCUGCCUGAGAGAGAGAAAGCGCGAGCAUCUGUCAUCUGUCACUGUACGGCUGACACGAGCGUGCCCUCAAACUGUCAGUCACCAAGUUUAGAUGACGGUCUUGGACGACAGUCUGCUCUUGCAACUCGUCAGAGGUGGUGUUGGACCACGAACACCUCCUGUCAGGUUGAAGGACGCCUCCUUUUCUUCGCCACGCACGUACAGACAGACACACGGACACACCGUCAUUUCCUCCCUUCCUGUACAGAACGCAGAACCCCGCGUCACAGGAAACGCUGAGCUCUUCUGAAGAGUUUCAGAGAAAACGACAGAAGAUGGAAUUUACCCUGAAUUAGUGCCACCUUGUAGUUUGACGCAAAAGCCCAGCUUCGCCCUGUUUCUGGGUCUGGAUUGGUGACGCAGCUUCGGUGGUGAUGGUGCAGAACCACAACAAGCCUGAGGGCGGAAGUGGUGUCCUUUGUCUCUGUGCAUAAAAAAAAAAAAGAAAGAAAUGCUGUUUUUCCACUCGCACAGUUCGCAGAACUUGAAUAACUGUCCCCCCUUUAGCCCCGAUGGAAGAUACGUAGAUCUUGUUGUCAGAAGUACCUUCUACAUGAAUGGAAGUGAUAGUGUCUGCAGAGUGAUGAGCAGUCCUGGGGGGCUAGGGUUGGUAUUAUUAUGUCACGGUGCCCCUGACCUCUUUAACUUUUGCUGGUUGAGAUGAUUGUGUUGUUCUGCUGGGCAGUAGGACAGUCCCCCUAUGAUAGGCAAAACCAAUACAGUCCAACCCAUGACAACUCGCUGGCCUAAUCAAUAAGGUGCAACAUGAUACAAGCUACAGGUCACAUCCAUGACAAUCCAAGUGAAACUUUGGAAGGUGUUGUGCAAUGCGUCUGUCAUCGUGCCUUCCUCUUCUUCGUCCUCUUCUUCAUCGUCCUCACCUUCACUGUUUGCUUGACACAGUCGUCUUCCUCCUUCACCUUCUCUCCUGAGGCACUCCCUGUCAGUCCAUUUGGUUUCCGUGGUGACCGAGGGCUGUGGUUGACGCCCCCUGAUAUGUCCUCCCUGGCCUGGCCAAUCCCAGCCCUUCCUGGCUCAUUGCUGUCUGUGCCGGCUGUGUCCAAGGAUUCACUUGAAGAGGAGCUGAUAGCGUACCAGCGGGAGUUCCACGCCCUGCGAGAGCGCCUCCGUGUGGCGGAGCACAGGACACUGCAGCGAUCCUCGGAGCUCAACAGCAUCCUGGAGCAGUUCAAACGCGCCAUCGCAGAGACCAAUGGCAGCAAGGACGCGCUCACAAACUUCUCCCAUGAGACACAGAAGCUGCUGAAGGAGCUGGCCCACAGGAAGCCACUCCAGGUGCCAAAUAUCUACUACCACAUGCCCCACCUGCUGAACAAGGAGGAGAGCCUAAGGCCUGCUGUGCAGGUGGGGCAGGGCAGGACCGGAGUAACCAUGGUGAUGGGGAUCCCCACGGUGAAGCGGAAGGUGAAGUCGUACCUGGCGGAGACGCUCCACUCCCUCAUCGACAAGCUCUCCCCCGAGGAGAAGCUGGACUGCGUCAUCGUCGUCUUCGUCGGAGAGACAGACUCGGAGUACGUACACAGCGUGGCAGAGGGUCUGGAGAAAGAGUUCUCCACAGAGUUCAGCUCAGGCCUUCUGGAGCUCAUCUCCCCCCCUGCCAGCUACUACCCCGACCUGAAGAACCUCAAGGAGACCUUCGGAGACUCCAAGGAGAGGGUCAGGUGGAGGACAAAGCAAAACUUGGACUACUCCUUCUUGAUGAUGUACGCUGUCAGUAAAGGGGUUUACUAUGUGCAGUUGGAGGACGACAUCGUGGCCAAACCCAACUACUUUGCCACCAUGAAGAACUUCGCCCUGCAGCUGUCCUCCGAGGACUGGAUGAUCCUGGAGUUCUCCCAGCUGGGCUUCAUUGGGAAGAUGUUUCAGGCUCCAGACCUGAACCUGAUCGUGGAGUUCAUCUUCAUGUUCUACAAGGAGAAGCCCAUAGACUGGCUGCUGGAUCACAUCCUGUGGGUUAAAGUCUGCAACCCAGAGAAAGAUGCGAAACACUGUGAGCGGCAGAAGUCAGGUCUGCGUGUGCGUUUCAGACCUUCUCUGUUCCAGCACGUGGGCCUGCACUCCUCUCUGGCCGGAAAGAUCCAGAAGCUCACGGACAAGGACUUCCUGAAGCCCUUGCUGCACAAGAUCCACGUGAAUCCCCCGGCGGAGGUGUCCACCACGCUCAAAGUGUACCAGGGCCACACGCUGGAGAAGACCUACCUGGGGGAGGACUUCUUCUGGGCCAUCACCCCCAACGCCGGCGACUACAUCCUCUUCAAGUUCGACCGGCCCGUCAGCAUCCAGAGGUACCUGUUCCGCAGCGGUAACCAGGAACACCCCGGCGACAGGCUGGAGAACACCACCGUGGAGGUCCUGCCCCUGUCGGGCAUUGGUCUGCAGAAUGUAGAUAAAUACAAACAGACGGAGGAUCACUACUACAGAAUCGGUCAGUUUGAGAAGGGCGUGGCAGAAGCGGCGGUGGACCCCGUCUUUAACCCCGUGGUGGCGCUGCGCCUCUCCUUGCUGAAGGAUUCUGCUGUGUGGGCCAUCAUCAGUGAGAUCCACAUUAAGAAGGUAGCAGGCUAGCAGGCUCCAGUGGUGCUGAUCCGGUUAACGGCUUUCCCCCCCGCACCCCCCCGCCCCCUCCCGCCCCGCCCGAACGGGCAGCCAUGACGACGACGCACCCCGGGGUCCGUCCAUCACCUCGUCCUUCUACCUCACCUGAAUGUGGACACUACUGAAAUACUGAAAAACCAUUUCUGAG
Conger conger (European conger) is the source of this 3033-nucleotide messenger RNA. It is a transcript of the gene mgat4a, whose product is annotated as alpha-1,3-mannosyl-glycoprotein 4-beta-N-acetylglucosaminyltransferase A. The record is from RefSeq and is a predicted model, not a curated record. Gene Ontology annotation, biological process: protein N-linked glycosylation. The coding region runs from base 1035 to 2855 and encodes 606 amino acids. Lineage: Eukaryota; Metazoa; Chordata; Actinopteri; Anguilliformes; Congridae. The transcript has 15 exons. Gene Ontology annotation, cellular component: Golgi stack; endoplasmic reticulum-Golgi intermediate compartment; endoplasmic reticulum. Gene Ontology annotation, molecular function: acetylglucosaminyltransferase activity.